Trichophyton verrucosum HKI 0517 is the source of this 642-nucleotide messenger RNA. RefSeq lists its product as uncharacterized. NCBI's taxonomy places the organism in Eukaryota, Fungi, Ascomycota, Eurotiomycetes, Onygenales, Arthrodermataceae. The transcript has a single exon. Bases 1 to 642 code for a protein of 213 amino acids. The record is from RefSeq and is a predicted model, not a curated record.
AUGCCGGCAGUUCUUCUAAGGCAAUAUCGAAACAAGACACCACCAGUGCUAUCUUUGGCACCGCGAGAAUCUUCCACAGACUGGAAUUCGUGGACAUCAGCGCAGCAAGGAGGAGUCCUCGCGGCUUCCCUGCUGCUCUUCCUCUUCUUCUUCGGCCUGGGUACUAUUCUCUGGCAACGCCGUCGCGAAAGGAAACGAAAGGAGAGACGGGCAUUAAAGUCAAGGAGUCGAGGAAGACGCCGCCAUUCGAGGAAGCGCUCCGGGCCAGACAGCACAUCUCCACCACGGAAGAAACGGAAGACAAAGCGUGUCAAACCCAAGCAAACGGAAGAAGAGACAGGGGAGGAUAAGUUUCUCAUGAAGGGGGCGGUGGAAACGCCUAAAAGGACGACCAGGGAGCAACAGCCGGCUGAGAACCAGGACACGCCGGACAGAGCGAACGAUGAGGCAGACCAGUUGGUGGAGGACAGGACGGCAAACACAUCACUCGACAGAGCCAACCUGCGGCUAAAGAGAAGAAGAGAGAGAAGACGCGAGGCCCGUCGUAGAGCGGCUUCGGGGUAUUCGUCUUCUGCCAGAGCAGCUCUCAGGGGCCGCUCGAACGCUGCCGCGAGGCCAAAGCAAGCGCCAGAAACACCAUAA